Molecule: messenger RNA, 4754 nt
Organism: Homo sapiens (human)
Lineage: Eukaryota; Metazoa; Chordata; Mammalia; Primates; Hominidae
Gene: NRL
Product: neural retina leucine zipper
Exons: 4
Coding region: 1467-2180 (237 amino acids)
Biological process (GO): regulation of DNA-templated transcription; positive regulation of transcription by RNA polymerase II
Cellular component (GO): cytoplasm; nucleus
Molecular function (GO): promoter-specific chromatin binding; DNA-binding transcription factor activity; DNA binding
Source: RefSeq, a predicted model, not a curated record
AAAAAAAAAAAAAAAAAAAAAAGAAAUGAGUAGGGGCCUUUGGCCCAAGUGUCAAGACAAGAAGUUGGGCCCAGGUGACAAUUUCAUAUGUCUGGUAUUUGAAGCCUCAUCCAUUUUAUUUCCAUUUUCAAGUAUAGUUUUUUAUAAAUUAAAAUGGCAGCUGUGUUUAUUCUUUCCUUCUGGUGUGUAUGCUGUAAGACUAUGAAAGCCCCAAGCAAAGGUCACAGUCUUUCCAGUGCCAGGUUUCUAGAUGAGGGCUCUUGCACAGAGAAUAGGUGACUGGAUGCUGGGCUUCCAGGCCCUGAUCUGCUGCUGCCCACUUGGACCAACAAUGGUUGCAUAAAAUGUUGCCCUCGGGUAAGUAUUUCUGAACUCUGCGGAAGGUUGACCACUGGGGAAUGAGUGUCACUGGCUGGGGUUCAUGGGCUUAAUUCUCAGGAGGUCAGCGUCCUGUUGUCUGUCCUCUCAUGGCCCUGGGAGACAGAGAAGCAACGUCUGCUCUGAUUGGCCUGGACUCAAGGUGGAGUAAACCCGAGAGAGCAAAGACCAUGAAGGGGAUGUUACUCUCCUCCUCUAUCAAGGCCUCGCCCAUCAGAAACUGCCCCCACACCCAGGACCACGUGACCCCGUGCUUCCCCUGGCUCUUCUUCCUAGAGGCCACAUGCCUAGAGAGCUUUGGUGUUGGUGGGAGGGUGGAACAGCAGCUUGCUGGCAGCUCAGACUCAGAGGGUGUUAGCCUGGGGAAGGAAGAAAGCUCAGAGCAUGGAUACGGGAGCUUGAGUCUGUCUGGGGUAGAAGCUGGGGUGGUUUCCGCUAAAGCAGGAUAGAUGAUCAGUGUGGCCCCAGGGGCAGGGGAGGAGGGCUACUGGGACCUGGGUCUGUUCCUGCCUCAGAGGGAAGUUCUCCGUGAGCAUCAGUUUUCAAGCACACAGUCUUGAGGACAGCCUCUCUCUCCCUGGAGCCUGGCUCACGUUAUCUCUUGUGAAGCCCCCACACCCUCUUGCAGCCCUCUAAGUGGGACGUUUCCUUCAGAGACCACCCACAAGGGCUGCCCAAGUGGAACGGGCUGUGCGACAGAUGUGGGUCACUUCCGACUCUGGGACAAAAGCUGAGAAGAGAGGCCUCAGAGAAUAAAUAGGAGACUAAGAGGACAGGCAGACAAACAGGACGAGCCUGGGGGCUCCAGGCCUGGACGGAGGAAGAAGCCAGCUAUGCCAAUAAGAUAUGCAAAUGAUCUCCUUACCUUAUUGGUUGGAGGCCUCAGGACCACAGAUGACCUCAGAGAGCUGGCCCUUUAAGAAUGCCCUUUGGGCUCUGUGCCCACAGCCCCCUGGAGCUGAGCAGAGGCACCAGGCCCUGCUCCAUGGAGCCUUCAGUCUCCUGGGAAGCUGUGCCUGUCUGGCUCUGGCACUGACCACAUCCUCUCGGCCAUUUCUGAAGUGCACUCCUCCCAGCCCAGCUCCAGAAUGGCCCUGCCCCCCAGCCCCCUGGCCAUGGAAUAUGUCAAUGACUUUGACUUGAUGAAGUUUGAGGUAAAGCGGGAACCCUCUGAGGGCCGACCUGGCCCCCCUACAGCCUCACUGGGCUCCACACCUUACAGCUCAGUGCCUCCUUCACCCACCUUCAGUGAACCAGGCAUGGUGGGGGCAACCGAGGGCACCCGGCCAGGCCUGGAGGAGCUGUACUGGCUGGCUACCCUGCAGCAGCAGCUGGGGGCUGGGGAGGCAUUGGGGCUGAGUCCUGAAGAGGCCAUGGAGCUGCUGCAGGGUCAGGGCCCAGUCCCUGUUGAUGGGCCCCAUGGCUACUACCCAGGGAGCCCAGAGGAGACAGGAGCCCAGCACGUCCAGCUGGCAGAGCGGUUUUCCGACGCGGCGCUGGUCUCGAUGUCUGUGCGGGAGCUAAACCGGCAGCUGCGGGGCUGCGGGCGCGACGAGGCGCUGCGGCUGAAGCAGAGGCGCCGCACGCUGAAGAACCGCGGCUACGCGCAGGCCUGUCGCUCCAAGCGGCUGCAGCAGCGGCGCGGGCUGGAGGCCGAGCGCGCCCGCCUGGCCGCCCAGCUGGACGCGCUGCGGGCCGAGGUGGCCCGCCUGGCCCGGGAGCGCGAUCUCUACAAGGCUCGCUGUGACCGGCUAACCUCGAGCGGCCCCGGGUCCGGGGACCCCUCCCACCUCUUCCUCUGAGCCGUUCAGAGCACCUUGUGGUGUAGUGGGGGCUGGGUGGGGUGGCUCCGCCCAGGAGGCGGCUGCACGGUUCUCUGCAUCGUUACCAGAGCGCCUUCUGGUCCUAGCCACGCCCUGUAUGACCGCGCAAAUAUCCCCAAAGCUUUUGGGUCCUCAAGUCAUGCCCGAAUUUAGAUGCUGGUCAUUUUCUGGAGAGGGGUCCCCUCCCCUUACGAACACAGAAACCCAGCCCACAUGACUAGCACGCUGAGCUCUGCAGGGACCAGUGCCAGGCACUGGGGGGUGGAAGUGUGGUGACACAGUGAAUGGGAGGUGGAGGAGGGUUGCAGCUCCCACCUCAGUUUAGUUUUUAAUUCAGGGUUUUCAACCUGUAACACAUUAAAGCUGUAAUUAGCAAUGAGGCUGUAUUUUCAUUCUGAAGCUUGUAACCUCCCCAUUUUAGCACUACAGAAUUUUCAAGAUUUCAAUAUCCAACAACUAGAUAGAUUAGGACCUCUAUCCGAGAUGCUUUUUCCCUGCCCAACCCUGUGGCCUUCAGGGCUCAGAGCAGCAAAGGCCUGAAGAGUGAGCUCUGGGGGUUGUUGGUGUGGGUUGGGAGAGAGCUGUGUGCAGAAGUCUGGAAACCUGGGUCCUAGUCCCAGCUCUUCCAUGGGAUCCCCCUGUCACCCUGAGCAAAUCAGUUGCUUCCUGGACUUGUGUUACUUCAUCUAAUUCUCAUGUGGAUUGGACGACUUCUGCUCCCUUUCCAGUUCUGGCAUCUCCCCAGUAUGGAAGUCCCGGUGGUCUCCCCAAGAAGUCCCCAAGACAAUCUCGCCAAAGGCACCUCCUAUCCUGCUGCAGUUUCCCAGCUGCAGCCUAGGCAGGGGAUGCACAGCCCAGGCGAGGAAGCCUGGCUUCUCUGUGAGCACAUACGUGGGUCCUCGGCAGCUCCCUCCAGGCUGUCUGGGCCUCCAGACCUGCACAGGGUGCUCCUGCCACCUCCCACCUCUCUGAGGGCUGAGGUGAGACUUCUCCUGGGAUGACAAUUUGCUGAGAGAGUGCAGCUUUUGUGAAUUAAACUUGAAGUCCAGGCAGAAUUCUAAUGCAAUAAGCUAAAUGUUCUUGCAAUUUAAGAAGUGUUCAUUCUUUAUCCCUGCUUCAGGCUACUGUUUGUGUGUCUGUGUGUGGGAGAGGGAGAGAGAGGGAGAGAGAGAGAGAGCAAGAAAAAGGGAAGUCCCCACCUGGAGCUGGGUGGCACAUCUGUUAUGGAGAGCCAAUGGAAAUGGGGUGGAGGGGCAGGCAUUGGAACAGAUGGAUCCUCCCCCUCUCACCACCACCACCACCAAACUCAGAAGCCUCAGUGGCCCAGCUCGGCCUGUCAGUGGCUAUCCAGGUCUCACAGUUUCCAUGGUAACCCAGUCCUCCAGUUCAGCAGGCUAAGGGGAGGGCAGAUGGGGCCUCUGGGCAGAGCACAGGCGUUGUGCUGGGAGCAGCCGCCUCACGAGUUACUGUCAUCUGUCCUCUACCGGACAUAAUAAAUGGGAGAAGCUUUCGGGCAUGGGGGAAGAGGCUCCCAUAUGUCCCUCUUCCUUUCUACCCCCUCUCUCCACCCCCUCCCCAGCUGUCUCUUCUCUUCCCAUCACAGUUCUUGCUCCCUCUUUCCCCUCCUCUAUCCCAGCUCAUCCCUCCUCCGCUUAGGAGCCUGCAAUGGGAGUCCUCUCCUCCAUCGCUCUCAGAAUUUCUCUCGUCUCCUCUCCCUUCCCCACCAUUGGCCACUGGCCAUCCUCUCUGGCUCUGGAUUCUCUCUCUGAGGGGCUCACAGAACCUUUAGCUUCUCUUUCUUCAUCCCCUUCCACACUCAUUGUUGAAGGGAGAGGAUGGGGCAGGGAGGGUCCUUCCGGGAGCCCAGCUCUUUUUCUCUCACUCUAAAUUUCACCUGUGUCUAUCCUUGCCUGCCCUGGAGCUGUAAUUCAGACCCACUACUUUUCUUGUUCACUUUUCUCACCUGCAUGGCACACAAAGACAGACAGAACCAUCCAUAGACACCUGAGCACACAACUAGGCCACAUAUACAGUACCAUACCUGGGUCUCAAAAUGAUACUCCUGGGUUACCUGAGUAUACUUAAAAAAACAAAGUUGCACACUGUGGUGAUUAAGAGUAGUGCUUUAGGUGGGGCGCAGUGGUUCCUGCCUGUAAUCCCAACACUUUGGGAGGCCAAGGAGGAAGUUUGAGACCAGCCUGGGCAACAUAGCGAGAACCCUGUCACUACAAAAAAAUAAAAUAAAAUAAAUUCAGAUGUAAUGGCAUGCACCUGGAGUCCCACCUACCCAGGAGGCUAAGGUGGAAGGAUAACUUGAGCCCAGGAGUUCGGGGAUGCAGUGAGCCAUAAUCGUGCCACUGCAUUCCAGCCUGGGUGGCAGAGUGAGACCCUGUUUCAAGUUGCAGUUCUACCAGUUUUUUGACCAUGGGUGGGUUAAAAUCAAGCCUCACUUGAUUGUCAGAAAAAUGGUGAAAAUAAUGGUAACCACCUACUGAGAAUAAAUGCAUUUAAAUAAGCACUUAGCAUAAAGUUGACACAUGCUACGUAAUGAUA